Paracoccidioides lutzii Pb01 is the source of this 948-nucleotide messenger RNA. RefSeq lists its product as hypothetical. The record is from RefSeq and is a predicted model, not a curated record. The coding region runs from base 1 to 948 and encodes 315 amino acids. The transcript has a single exon.
AUGGGUUAUACGAAUAUGAUGUGUGCAGUAUAUAAUGCUGCUGGCGACCUUCCUGUCUAUCCUUUCAAUUCUACAGCGUGGGAUGUGCUGGAAGUGUCCGGGGUUAAAAUAGAUACGGUGCUGGAUAUGGGAAACACCACACACAGACCUAGUGAUCAAUAUAUGAUUUUUGAUCCCCGCUGGCUUGAGCUGCUCCUGCUUCUCCCGGUCAAAUACCAUAAUGGCCAAAGCAGAACGGAGGUUCUCUGGCGCACAAUAUGUGGUGAUCAACAUGUCAAAGGAGACAUUCCCGCACCUGGUAGUUACGGGGAAGCUUUCCGCAAGGCGCUAUGCGUGAUGGUAUCAAUUAUAGCCCAUAAUGAAGCCAAAAGAGCAGUUAGCAAUUCAAGCCUCCCUCCAAGUCUGAGCGCCGCAAUUGCUCGCGUGAGAAAUAUAUGGUCAACGCCUCCAAUGUCAGACAUGACAGCAGAAGACAUUGAAUUCGACUUCUCUGAACCAGGUCGAAACCUGAGCGAACCCCAACAUCGGAACUUAAUCUACUAUCUCUUUAAACUGCAAUGUUUUGCGGCCACAGAAUCGUCCCCUUUUACUCCCACACUCGAACAAGCUGAAGAAUGCUACAAUACGGCCAUGAACUGGGAAGCGUACGAAAAACACAGUACGGUAGUGCUACCGGAGGAGUGUGGGGACUUUUAUCAGUCUGUGCGUUCUAGAUAUGGGAAGCGUCGCGUGUUUGUCACUUCCAAGAGGUUCCUGGGCCUUGGGCCGCAGUCGAUGCAGGCAGGUGAUGAAAUAUGGGUGUUGCCAGGGGCUGGAGCGGCUUUUGCAUUAAGGAAAACAAGUAGUUCCUCGUUCUUGAUGAUAGGGGAAGCAUAUGUGCAUGGUGCCAUGAAUGGGGAGGUUGCUCGGGGGUUAUCUGACGAGUUAUGUGCUAUCAAGCUGGUGUAG